Messenger RNA from Carassius carassius (crucian carp), 950 nucleotides. RefSeq names its product peptidyl-prolyl cis-trans isomerase FKBP14-like. The record is from RefSeq and is a predicted model, not a curated record. Gene Ontology annotation, molecular function: peptidyl-prolyl cis-trans isomerase activity; calcium ion binding. Lineage: Eukaryota; Metazoa; Chordata; Actinopteri; Cypriniformes; Cyprinidae. The transcript is spliced from 4 exons. The coding region runs from base 99 to 734 and encodes 211 amino acids.
GCUGCACAGCUUGUAGUCUGGGACGUUUUUCAGAACCUUGUUGUGCAUGAAACAUCAACUAAACUGUUCUACAGUGUUAAACUGUUCUUUAUAUUAAGAUGAUUCUAGAGUUGUGGACAUGCGUUUUUUCUGCAUUGUACUUUUACGUGCACGGUGCAAAACUUCCGGAACCUGAGGUCGAAAUAGAAGUUUUAUACAAACCUUUCCUUUGUCAUCGUAAAUCCAAAUACGGAGAUAUUCUUCUGGUUCAUUACGAAGGUUUUCUGGAGAGUAAUGGCACAAUGUUUCAUUCCAGCCGCCGUAAUGGAGACACAAACCCUGUUUGGUUCACGUUGGGAAUCCGUGAGGCGAUCAAGGGCUGGGACAAAGGUCUUCAAGGCAUGUGUGCAGGGGAGAAGAGGAAACUGACCAUCCCUCCAGCUCUUGCAUAUGGCAAAGAGGGCAAAGGUAAAAUCCCACCAGAGAGCACACUGAUCUUUGACAUUGAGAUCAUCGAGAUCCGAAAUGGGCCUAGAUCACAUGAGUCCUUUCAGGAAAUGGACAUCAAUGACGACUGGAAACUUUCCAAAGCAGAGGUCAAAGAAUACCUGCGUAAAGAGUUUGAGAGACAUGGAUAUGCCGCCAAUGACACCCAUCAUGAAGUGAUGGUUGAGGACAUCUUCCAAAAAGAAGAUGAAGACAAUGAUGGAUUUAUAUCAGCUCGGGAGUUCACCUACAAACAUGAUGAGCUAUAAAAACAUCACACUCCUCCAGAACAGUGUUAGUGUUUAACUUAAGAGAUUCCAGUAUUAUUCCAUUUACAGCUUGUCAGUGUCAUGUUACAGUAGAUCUAAACAGGUAUUCUGUUAUCUACAGGUCAUGUCUGUAAUUUAUUGUUUUUAGGUUUUUUAAAUACACUCAGGUGGUGGUAUGUUUGAGCCGUUUAUAGAUUUUGAAGAUCUUCUUCAAUU